CCGAGCAACGCAGCCACCACUGCCUGGUCUGCUGCUCCUGCUGCUGCUGCUGCUGCUGCUCCGGCUGCUGCUCCGACUGCUGCUGCAGCUCCGGCGUGCGGCUGCGGUCCAUCGCCCGGAGCAGCCGGCACCAAGUUAGCCAGACUGGCCGCAGGCGAGGGAAUGCAGCAGGAGCCCCGGAGGUCUCAGCAGCGAGGCUGAGCAUAGACACCAGCAAAUAAAAAGCCAAGCCAGCUGGGGAUCUGUAAUGCAAGCAGCGUUUCAAGCUUUCUUUUCCGCUUCGCUCUCCUCCUGCUGUUGGAUUUGAGAUCAUGUCAGUUAAUAUUGUUGCUUUUGGGAAUGAGAGAGACGGGUUUUCUGAGGACAAUCAGCAGCCAAGCCUGAUCUGGAGCUAUCUCGGGAGAAGUGCUCUCAUUUCCCACAUCGACAGCAGCUUGUCUGCCAGUCACGUCGGAAACCCAGUUUGUACCGAUUAUCAAGCUUGUGUGUUUGGAAAUGUCAGACUGGUGGUACAUGACUGUCCUGUCUGGGAUAUAUUUGACAGUGACUGGUACACCUCUCGCAGUCUCAUUGGAGGAGCUGAUAUUAUUGUGAUUAAAUACUCUGUCAACGACAAGACUUCAUUUCAAGAACUAAAGGACAGCUAUGUCCCAAUGAUAAAAAAAGCAUUAAACCACUGCUCAGUUCCAGUAAUAAUUUCUGCUAUCGGUGCAAGAAAAAACGGAGUGCCUUGCACCUGCCCCCUGUGCACUUCAGACAGGAGGAGCUGUGUCACCACCUCUGAGGGAGUUCAGCUGGCCAAGGAGCUAGGAGCCACUUACCUCGAGCUGCACACCCUUAAUGAGUUCUACAUACAGAAGUACUUCGGAGGAGUGCUGGAGUAUUUUAUGAUCCAAAGUUUGAAUCAGAAGUCAUCCGAAAAAAUGAAGAAAAGGAAAAAGAUGCAGAAGUGCCAUCGGGUGCAACCACCUCAGCUCGAACAGCCAGAAAAAAUGCCGAUCUUAAAGGGUGAAGCCUCGCACUACGACGCGGACCUGCACAACCUGCUCUGCUGCUGCCAGUGCGCGGAUGUGGCGUUUUACCCCGAAGACUUCAGCUCCAUGGUGGAAGCUCACAAGAUCAUCCUCUGCUCCGUCAGCCACCUCUUCAUGCUGCUUUUUGAGGUGAAGAGCCCCGCCGACAUCCGCGAUGCCUCCAUCGUGCGGAUGGCGCAGAGCCUCUUCACGGUGGAGACGGGGGCCGCCUUCCCCCAGGUCCUCCGCGGCGUCCCACCCUGCGUCUCGCCGGUGAGGGUGGUGGUGAAGGACCCCAUCUUCUGCUCUUGUCUCCCAGACAUCCUCCACUUCAUUUAUUCAGGCGCUUUCCAGUGGGAACGAUUAGAAGAGGAUAUAAAAAAGAAGUUGAAGGAUCCAGAAAAAACUGAACAUGUGCUUGAGAAAGUUAAAUGUAUCCUGAAAACUCCAGGGAAGCUAAACACUGUAAAGGACUGCAGAUCUCACCAGAUAAAACGGCUGUAUAAUACUUCUCUCAGGCUGUUCUUUAAUACGCCUGUCCUAGCUGAUGUCAUCUUCAAAAUACAAGGUGCAACUGUACCAGCCCACAGAGCAGUUCUGGUAGCUCGCUGUGAGGUAAUGGCAGCUAUGUUUAAUGGUAAUUAUCUAGAAGCAAACAGUAUUCUGGUCCCAGUGUAUGGGGUUUCCAAAGACACUUUCCUGUCCUUUCUAGAGUAUCUUUAUACCGACUCCUGCUGCCCAGCCAGUAUUCUCCAAGCUAUGUCUCUCCUGAUCUGUGCAGAGAUGUACCAAGUAAUGAGACUCCAGCAUAUUUGUGAGCUCUACAUUAUCACGCAGCUUCAGAGCAUGCCUAGCAGGGAACUGGCAUCCACAAGUCUCAGUAUUGUUAGCUUGCUCAAAAAAGCGAAGUUUCACAAUUCUGAUUGCCUUUCAACUUGGCUUCUUCAUUUUAUUGCCACUAACUACCUCAUCUUUAGUCAAAAGCCCGAAUUUCAAGAUCUUUCAGCGGAGGAGCGCGACUUUGUAGAGAUGCACCGGUGGCCUUCCGAUCUGUACCUGAAGCAGCUUGCUGAUUACAGGAACUACGUCCACUCCCAGAAAUGCCAUUGCACCGUGAUGUGAGGAGACCGGGCACUGGCCAAGUGUGUCUCCACUGGGAAACCUCUGACUCGGGAUUGCACGGAGCACGGAAAUCGUAUCGAGAGCCAGAGCAGACAGCGACGUGCCCUGGAACACUGCCGUGCCGUGCCGUGCCCUUCCUAACGUUCCUGGCUCUGAUAAUUAACCACAUUGAGAAACGUAUCGUGAAGAUGUCUUUCAGGCAGAAGGAUUUCACAGCCAUGGGCAUUAAAUGCAGUCCGGGGCAGUGUCACGGCUGUCAUCUCUGCCCCUUCCCGUGUCUUUGCUGGUUAUUGUGUCGCUUUCUAUGGCUAUUGUCAGCUGCUAAACCGGCAUCUGCUGCAACAGCUUGCUUUGGAAACCCGUGUGCGGCAGGAGCAGAGCAGCAGUGCAGGGAAGCUGAGGAGCCAACUCGCAGGUUCUUUAGAUGUUUCAGGCCGCAGAACUUUGCUGCGGCGUCUGCUGGGUUGCAGAAUAAAGGGUAGGUUCAAUAGGCAUCUCAGCAACUGUUCUUUUCCUCCUUCCCCGUCAGCCGGCCGGUCCUUUUAGCGAGACCCUUACCGUGGGGUGAGUAGAUGCUUUAAUUCCAGAGGAAUGCCCGUGCAUCGCUAGGUUCUCUGGUGCCUCCCCAAAGUCUAAACACUGAGGCCAUUUUCCCUGCCGCUCAAUGGCAGAAGAAGGUCUGCCGUCAUCAUCUGCACACCACCUUUGGUAGCGUGGCCGUGUUGCGUUUCUCCCCAGGAGGAAAAAGCCAGGGAGAGCUAGGUCCGCUCAGAGCAUUGCCUACGGUACUGGUGGGGACUGGGAGGAACGGGAAGGGGGUCGACAGCCUUUUGCAGGUGUUUUGUAGGUGGGAGGAAACUCAGGGCACCAGUGACUUUCUUGGGACCAGUGGGUCUGGUAACGCUGGGUGCUCGCUGGUGGCUGAGAGCGCAGCCGUCUGCUGUGCUGGUCCUGAGGGAGGUGACCCUCACGGGUACACCAGUCCUGGGGGGAACGUCGGCUUUUGUAACGGGACCCUGAGCUCGGCUGUGCCCCGGGGGGCUCGGGUUAGGUGGAAUUAUCAUCGUGUGCUCACAAGCUGCACCCCGUGAGGCAGACCCGAUUGUCUGCUCUGGCUGUGGGGAUUCUUUCGCAGAUCUUACAGGCAAAGCUGAAUAUUAUGACUCGCACCACCCUUGCAGGCGCUAUUGAGAGCUUCCUUGACCUACGUCGUGCGUUGUUGUGCCACUCACUAUGUCUAUCUGGUGAUAUUCAUGACAAAAUGAACCCAGCCUUUACUCAGGGGUGUCUAUCUGCGCGUAGGCGCUUCUCGGUAAGGGAGAGCUUAUCGAGGAACUAAAUGCUUCAUUGUCGUUCUUGUGCGUUUAACUCUGUUUUGCCAGCUGCCUUUCAUCUUGGUGUGUAGUGUGAGCCCAGAAGGACACAGAAAAAACACUGGAGAAAUUGUUCACUGCUUCCUCAAUGUGCACAGCAGACUAUCUCAAAUGUACCUGGAAACCGCAGCUCGGAGAUGAAGAUGGAGCAGGAAAUUGCUGGAGCUGAACCUUUUUAUUUGCUUCUAAGAAUUGUUCUUAUCUUUCAAUACAGUUUCAUAGGUAAAUUGUUCCUUUCAAAUUCCAUGCUAUAAUGAUAGGCGGGGUUUUUUGUGGGUUUUGGUUUUUUUUUUCUGGUGAUAUUUUGCAAAGGUUGAGAGGGUAUAUUACUCUCCUAUUUUUGGGCACGCAAAAAAAAAAAAAAAAAAAGAAAAAAGCGAGCUUGUGAGUCAGGUGGCUGCUGCAGGCUCAAAGUUCCGAGGUUGGUUUCAUGUAGGAAUAUUAAAUCGUUAUUUUUAACAUUUUUUCUGGGAAUUCUAAAGUUCUUCAAAAGAUGAGAUAUAAUUCUCUACAUCUCGCAUACAAGGAGACUGAAAUACAGAAUAUUACAUUGCUCUUUCAAGAGCACUAAAGGAAACUGAAAACUUUAAAGAAAAAAAUGGGUGGAAAGUAACAUGCAUUGAACUUAAAUUUUAAAAAAAUGUAAUUUUGUAUCAAUGUAGUAGAGAUUAAUAUAAUUCCAUAUAGGUUAACUGGAUUGAUAUGAAUAAAACUUAUUCAUUUGGUUUUGGAAGCAUAAAGUCAUGAACAAAACCAAGUAUACUGCUGACCUACAGCUUGCCUGGACACCUGAUCGCAUCCUUGGUCAUAGCACGUGCUUCUACCAGCAGCCAUCUCAGUUAACCAAACGAUGGAUUACAUGCCUCAUACUGACUUCUUGUACAAAACUGACACAAAAAUUGUGUGAGUCUUUGUCUGCAUUGCACCUAUUCGUGAAUUUUUAACACUUUGAAAGCUUUCCCAGGUUUUUUGCUAGAGGCUAGUUUGUUGCCAAUAACUUAAGUAUCAAUAACAGAUAACAUAAUACUAUUUUUAAUUUUCUGUAUGCGUUUUAUAGGCAUUUAAAAAUAGCCUGAAUGGAAAUACAAAGACUUUAUAUCCAACCAAGAGAAAUAUUUUGUUAUUAUAUAUUUUAGUCAGUGGUAACCACAGGUUUUUUACAGAGAAGCCAAGCAGCGUAAAAAUAUUUAUUAUUUAUUCACAGAUUAAUGCAUACUAUUAUUCAGACAUUAAAACAGCUUCCCAUUUUACUAAGUAUCCCAUAAUGCCCCUGUAUCAGGUGCAGAUGUGCUGUCCUUGCAGACAUAGACCAUCUGAUUUAAAUUCUUAGAAGAAUUCUUAUGAUAAAUUCUUAUUUUUAUUCUGUAUGAUGAUUUUCUGUAGAAACAUAUUUAUCUUAAAGCUAUUUUGAAAACCAAUACUUUAGCAUUCAGAAACAUGACUAAACGUAGAUCAUGAUGCUUGCUGAGCUGCUGUUGGCAAUUUUUUUUAGUGGAGGCUUUAGGACCAUAGCCAUCAUGGAGAGUCAGGAAUUAGGGAAGUACUGAGUUUGGUAUUUAUGAAUGACUUUGUAUGGUAUAAGUAAAAAUUGUUAUGGUAUAUUAUAAAAAAAUAAUCUUUAUACUAUGUUGUAAAACUAAAAUCAGGAACCAGCUGAAAAAGAAGUGGUUUUGAAAAAAGUAAAAUAUCUGAGGAGGAAGGCUUCCACUGUUCCCAGCAUCUCCCGGACUCCCAGGGCAGAGGCAGCAUUGGGGUCAAAGAAGGAUGCUGGUGACAAAUUUGGGUGCCCUUAGGCAGGUCUUAGAGAGUUUGGGAUUACAGUUUCAGACUUUACGCAGUGUUUUGACUCCUGAGUCCUUCACUAGAACUCUAAAAUCCACUUUUAGAAGACAAUUUUUUGAAUAAUGGAUUGCACCAUAUAAUUCUUACUGUACCCAUAUAUGUGUAUGCUUGUCCCAAGCUAGCACUAAGCUUUAUAGAAAAUAUCAAAGUUUUCUGCACUGAUAAUGUUUUCCACAUGAUAGUUAAAAAACCUCUGCUAUUGUCCUUUAGGUCUUGGUGUACCUGAUUUGAAAAAAAAAAAUAUAAGAAAAACUAUUUUAUCAGGCAUGUGCUGAAACUCCUGUAUGUUUAUCUUUUAAUAUACCCUGA
This is a messenger RNA of Grus americana (Whooping crane), 5659 nucleotides long. It is a transcript of the gene RHOBTB3, whose product is annotated as Rho related BTB domain containing 3. Gene Ontology annotation, molecular function: GTPase activity; ubiquitin protein ligase binding; GTP binding. The record is from RefSeq and is a predicted model, not a curated record. Gene Ontology annotation, cellular component: cytoplasm. The coding region runs from base 312 to 2135 and encodes 607 amino acids. Gene Ontology annotation, biological process: regulation of proteolysis; proteasome-mediated ubiquitin-dependent protein catabolic process. Lineage: Eukaryota; Metazoa; Chordata; Aves; Gruiformes; Gruidae. The transcript has 12 exons.